UUUAUAUUUCACGGUGAGGGCACUCUAGAAAGGAAUGUGCUGUCAUUAUAUUUCAUAAAAUUAGGAGGAUUUACUUCAAAGUUUAAGGAGAUUCAGACGUCAGUGUAUCCGUUGGGAUUGUGUAGGGUUUUUCAGAGUCAGUCUGCAUUCAGCCCACCUCAAACCCGGUCAACUGUGAUUGCCAAAACCCAGGAUCAUUGUUCCUCUGUCCAAUUUAAUUCAUUGUUACAAGUAGUUUAAAACUGUUACACCACAAAUGAAGUCACAGGACGAGUUAGCCUCCACUAGAUCAUGGGAACCAGGAAUGUACGUUACGAGAAAAGGAAUAUUCGACCUUAAACUUUAAGGACCUUAAAGUAUUUUGCUCUUCUUCAAACUGACAUCAUGACGUCGGAUAAUGAAACGUCAUACAGCCAGCUGACCUUGGCGGAUCACGGAGCCACGUCCAUGACAGAACUCUACAUAGAAGGAGUGAUUCUACUGAUUAUAUGUCUAGUGGCUCUCGUCGGAAAUAUUUCAGUUUAUCUCAUUGUUCUAAGAUCAAAAAAAUUAAGAACGAUUACAAAUUUCUUCAUUCUUGGAUUAGCAGCAGCGGACAUUUUAGUUUCUAUUGGAAACAUGCCCGUGACCGUGGCAACCCUAUUUGAAGGGAACUGGCCCCUUGACCAUACAUCAUGUAUUGUGUUUGGAUUUAUUAACAUGCUGACUCUAUGCUCCAGUGUCCUUUCCUUGUGUAACAUCAGCAUAAAUCGCUAUGUUAUGAUUUGCCGUCCAUUCCAUUCCAAAGUUAUAUAUACCAGAAGAAACGCUGUUCUUAUGGUCAUAGGAGUUUAUUCGUUAGCUUUCGUGAUAUCAUUACCUCCCCUGUUUGGUUGGGCGGCUUACGCAUACAUUCCGGUACAAUCCUUCUGCUUCUGCGACUGGACAUUGGCGCCAUCCUACGCCAUCUUUAUGAUCAGCUGCUGCUUUGGAGGACCAUUUACUGUUAUGACAGUGUGCAAUAUUCUAAUAUUUUGCAGUGCUAAGAAAUCCAAUAGAAACACUAAAUAUUUCACCACUACGAAAAGCAAGAAAAAAGACGCACAGGCCAGAGAACUCCGCCUAGCGAGCAUUUUGCUUGUGGUCGUCAUCGUUUUCGUCAUUUGUUGGUGCCCGUACUGUAUAAGUAUGUUAUUGUCUAUAUACGCCCCUGGAUUUGCUCCUAGAGGAUUUCACAUGUUCACCAUUCUUGUGGGAUAUGCCAAUAGCGGUGCCAAUCCAAUUAUUUACGGAGUUAUGAAUCGCGCCUUUAGGAACGGAUUCAAACAGUUGUAUUGUGGAUGGAUGGGUGUGCAAAUAGAAGAAUCCACGGGAAUAGCGAGUAAUUCCGACGAACCUUCCGGAAUUCCCCGAAAUCCAACGAGUGACUCAAAACUCUCGGCGGGAGAAGAACUGGUGAUCAAAAAUUAAUCUUUAUUUAUACAUGUAUUAAUGAUAUACAUCUAUGUACGAUAAGAUAUUGACUCUAACUGUAACACAGGAACUUGAAGUGAGUGUCAUUAUUUGAAUAGUCUGUUGUACUCUUGAUUCAGUCCUGGUGUAAAGAAGAGUUUGUCAAGGAACUGAAAACUGUCAAUCAAAAGAAUUUAAAUAUGUGCAUUUAUUUAUCUCUUAUGCCAAGUGUUUUCGUUUAAACUCGUGUGAUAACUACAUGGUUGUAAAGUAUAUACAGUCAAUUCUCGAAUUAUCGCCAUUCGAUUCAUCGCCAUUUUCGCUAUACCGCCAUGAUUUCCCAAGAACGUUUUUCCUGCUAUAUAAAAUUCUCUUUAUAAUGCCAAAUUCGCAUACCGCCAUCCGCCACCCUGUUUUCAAAACAAACGUCCAUUUUUAAGUGUAAAUUAUCUCGAUAUACCGCCACAGGUGCGUGUGGUCAGUGAAGCGCGGUUAACUAGUUGACACUAUCCCUGUUGUAGAGCAUGCUAAGGCAGACAAGGUACAUGCAAUUAAGUAAUUAAACAAGAACUAAAUAAACAAGAAUUUUAACAAGAACUGUUAUAAUAAUUUUGUUUUCUGUUUAAUAAAAUUCAUUUAGUCACGGCUUUGCCACGAAAGCGGUCGUUGUUAAAGUACGC
Molecule: messenger RNA, 2111 nt
Organism: Saccostrea cuccullata (small rock oyster)
Lineage: Eukaryota; Metazoa; Mollusca; Bivalvia; Ostreida; Ostreidae
Product: octopamine receptor-like
Exons: 4
Coding region: 385-1449 (354 amino acids)
Biological process (GO): G protein-coupled receptor signaling pathway; phototransduction; cellular response to light stimulus
Cellular component (GO): plasma membrane
Molecular function (GO): G protein-coupled photoreceptor activity
Source: RefSeq, a predicted model, not a curated record